AAGCGCUCUCUGCUGAAAUUGCCACAGCUAUGUGAUUGACUUCUAAAGUGUCCAAUCACAGAGCGGCGGUGGCUGCGAAGAGCUCACGCUAGCCAAUCCUGGCACAGGAGUCGGGGCUUGUCUGAAUAGUGGUGGAGAAAAUAAAUAACGCAUUGCUCGACGUCUAUAUUAACGCUUUUUCUGUUAGCACACCAUUAUGUUUAGCAAAUUUGGCAUAUUGUCUAUUUAUUUGUAAUUAUUUGUAUUUAUUUAUUUUAUUCACAUACAUGUUAUUAAAGUGUAACGCUCCACUCUUGUCGUUUGUUCAUUUAAAUCACUGCUGUACAUCUUUGUCGGAUGACGUUACAGGAACGAUAAAUUAACAUUUAGUUUCGUUGUAUAACUUGGUGUAUGUGUAUCUCUAUCUCUGGCUUUUCUACAUUCGCUGUAAUAUAACAUGUAAGAUGCCAUCGGCAUUACUAAAAAAAUAAAAUCGUUUGUGUUUGCACGAACCAUCAACCAACGCAUUGUGUGUCACCCAUAUGUUGUUCCAACGACAGCGACUUUGCCGCAAUUCGAAACGCUUUACAGCACAACGAAGGAUUCCGUUGCCAGGGUAACAGUCCAUACUCGCACGCUAUUCGAUGAAACUCUGCCGGAAAGCUGUUCGCUGUCAUGGAAGCUGCGUUCCGCGAACAGAUCCCCGUCUUUUGUUGACAAUUUUACUGUUUUAUCGCAAUUAAACCGACCGCUCGCUUCACCUGUUUGCAAAAUACAGCACGUCAUGGCCGAAAAGUUUGAUAACCUCGAAGAACACCUCGAGAAAUUUGUCGAAAACAUACGACAGCUUGGGAUAAUUGUCAGCGAUUUCCAGCCCAGCAGUCAAACCGGACUCAACCAGAAACUGAACUAUAUGAUCUCAGGACUUCAGGACAUUGAGAAAUGCCGACAGCAGCUUCAUGAUAUCAACGUACCGCUGGAAGUGUUCGAGUAUAUUGAUCAGGGUCGUAACCCUCAACUGUACACAAAGGAGUGCUUAGAAAGAGCUUUGGCUAAAAAUGAGCAGGUCAAAGGAAAGAAUGAUACACUGACUAAAUUUAAAAGCCUCCUCAUUUCUGAGCUGGGGAAGGUUUUUCCUGAAGAGAUGGCUAAAUAUAAGGCCAUUCAUGGAGAUGACCCUCCUUCAUGAGUUACCAGUGACACAACACUUCAAACCCAAGAUGUACAUAUGUUGAUAUUAAUGCAAUUUUUUUUUACAGCUUUUUCAUUUUUGUAUUUGCCUUUGUAAUCCAUAAACUUAAAGUUUAAAAACUGAGGGACAUUUUGGGGUAUCCUUGAAACAGCUUUUUUUCAAAGUUUUUUUUUUCCUCAUGCAUUGUAAUUUUUACAGCAUAUUUUCUUUAUUUUUCAUUGAAUAAAUGAUUAUUUUGUGCAAUGGUAAA
Molecule: messenger RNA, 1421 nt
Organism: Carassius gibelio (silver crucian carp)
Lineage: Eukaryota; Metazoa; Chordata; Actinopteri; Cypriniformes; Cyprinidae
Gene: med10
Product: mediator complex subunit 10
Exons: 4
Coding region: 764-1168 (134 amino acids)
Biological process (GO): positive regulation of transcription by RNA polymerase II
Cellular component (GO): chromatin; mediator complex
Molecular function (GO): transcription coregulator activity
Source: RefSeq, a predicted model, not a curated record